ACCUUGCCAGUAUCGAGAAGUAGCUUAACAACCGCCUCAUGCCCAUACGUUGCCGCCGAAUGCAGCGCUGUCAGUCCACCCUUAUCCUUAGGAUCUGCGUCAACCUUGCCAGUAUCGAGAAGUAGCUUAACAACCGCCUCAUGCCCAUACGUUGCCGCCGAAUGCAGCGCUGUCAGUCCACCCUUAUCCUUAGGAUCUGCGUCAACCUUGCCAGUAUCGAGAAGCAGCUUAACAACCGCCUCAUGCCCAUUCUCUGCCGCCGAAUGCAGCGCUGUCAGUCCACCCUUAUCCUUAGGAUCUGCGUCAACCUUGCCAGUAUCGAGAAGCAGCUUAACAACCGCCUCAUGCCCAUUCUCUGCCGCUAUAUGCAGCGCUGUCCGUCCAACCAUAUCUCCAGGAUCUGCGUCAACCUUGCCGGUAUCGAGAAGCAGCUUAACAACCGCCUCAUGCCCAUUCCUCGCCGCCCAAUGCAGCGCUGUACGUCCAUCCUUAUUCUUAGGAUCUGCGUCAACCUUGCUAGUAUCGAGAAGCAGCUUAACAACCGCCUCAUGCCCAUACGUUGCCGCCCAAUGCAGCGCUGUCUGUCCAUCCUGA
Molecule: messenger RNA, 594 nt
Organism: Neurospora tetraspora
Lineage: Eukaryota; Fungi; Ascomycota; Sordariomycetes; Sordariales; Sordariaceae
Exons: 1
Source: RefSeq, a predicted model, not a curated record